Messenger RNA from Pedinophyceae sp. YPF-701, 1104 nucleotides. The record is from the annotation of a GenBank genome assembly. NCBI's taxonomy places the organism in Eukaryota, Viridiplantae, Chlorophyta, Pedinophyceae.
AUGAGAGCCGUCCCCACGCGCCAGGCCCAUCUGGGAGGUGCACAGCUCCACCGUCCGGACCACGGUCAGGGCCGUCUGCGCUCAUUUGUCGGUCAGGCAGAGCAUCUGCGAGUGAGGCCGCGGGCCGGACACACGAGCAAGCCGAUCUCGCCCGUUCGACGUGGGGAGGCGACUUUGUUGCAACAGCCGUCAAGCGUAGUUGCCCGCGUUGCUAGCCUCGACGCUCCUGCCCUCCCAGCCGCGCCCGAUGCCCGGCAGAGGAGAGUGCGUCGAUGGAUUCCGGUGGUGGUGGGGGCGUGCGUAUUCGUGGCCUGGGCGAUGACGGUUGCUCAGUGCGGUGGCUCUGGCAGCGCGCUGCCUUUCGCCUCGGUUUCGGGCUCCGCGGGGGCGACCGCGCACCACGGUCUCUCCCUCCCGGCCAAGUCGGCCUGGGCUGGCCUCCUCGCGGGUGUACUUCACACCCUGGCGGGCCCCGACCAUCUCGCAGCGCUGACGCCGCUCACGAUCGGGAGGGACCGCUUCAAGGCCUCGCUCCUCGGCGCCCUGUGGGGCUGGGGCCACUCCUGCGGCCAGUUGAUCCUCGGGCUCGCGUUCGCGCUGCUCAAGGACAGGAUUGAAGGAUUCAUGCCGGCGCUCACCAAAUACUCCGGCACCCUCGUCGGGCUGAUCCUCGUGGCGAUCGGUGUCAUGGGCAUCUACGAGUCGUUCUUCGAGGGCGACCACCACCACCACCACCACGACGAGCCCAUGGAGGUCGGCCCUGACGGCACGGUCGCGCUGAAGGAGCGGAAGUUUGGCUUUGCCACGUUUAUCACUGGCAUCGUGUACGGCCUGCAACCGGACGCGCUGUUCGUCAUCAUCCCCGCCCUGGCGCUCCCGACGAAGCUGGCGGCGGUGGCGUACAUCAUCAUGUUCGUCACCGGGACGGUGGCUGCGAUGGGCGGCUACACGUUUGCCAUUGGCACCGCGACGGACUCGCUGAAGAAGUCGAACCCGUGGAUCUUGAAGCACCUGUCCACGAUUGCGGCGACCAUCGCCAUCACCGUCGGUGUCGCCGUGAUGCUCUCGGGCUGGGGCAUUGUGGAGGUGCCCGGCUUCGGGUGA